Molecule: messenger RNA, 1860 nt
Organism: Prosopis cineraria
Lineage: Eukaryota; Viridiplantae; Streptophyta; Magnoliopsida; Fabales; Fabaceae
Exons: 15
Coding region: 219-1421 (400 amino acids)
Source: RefSeq, a predicted model, not a curated record
CGCGCUCUCUCUCUCUCUCUCUCUCUCUCUCUCGUUCUCUUGUUGAUCUCGCCUUUCUUCUUAUUCCUCCCUUUCUCCUCUCAACUUUCCUCUAUUCAUUCCUUUCUUUUCUUUCAGACAACUCUCCUCUGAAUCAAAAGAAUACCGAAAAGUUGUCUUUUUAUUAGUCUUCUGUUCAACUUGUUCUUCGUUCUCUUUUCCACCUACAUCAACAAAAAAUGAAGGCUUUUAAUUCGGCUUUAGGAUCCGCAGAAUCAAAGAACGGGUUGUUGCUUUUGACCUUCAUCAUUGCGGUUUCUCUAAUUUGUGGAGUUUACUUUGUUGGUGACACAUCCAUCGCAAAGGAAUACAAAGGAAAAUUAGCACAAUGGGGUCUAAUCCGCACAAUGCAGAAUACAAAACCCACUGAAUGCAAGAGUCACUGUAGACCAUCUGGAACUGAGGCAUUGCCUGAAGGAAUUGUCGUCAAAACAUCUAACUUGGAAAUGCGACCAUUGUGGGAUUCAGGUGUAAAUAAUAGAAAUUCAAAGCCCUCACUGAACUUGUUGGCUAUGGCAGUAGGAAUUAAGCAGAAAGCAGUUGUCAAUAGAAUUUUACAAAAGUUCCCUUCAAGCAAUUUUGUUGUGAUGCUUUUUCAUUAUGAUGGUGUUGUGGACGGAUGGAAGGAUUUAGCUUGGAGCAAUCAUGCCAUACAUGUGUCUGCAUUCAAUCAAACAAAAUGGUGGUUUGCCAAACGUUUUUUGCAUCCAGACAUAGUUGCUGAUUACAAUUACAUAUUUCUGUGGGAUGAGGACAUAGGUGUUGAAAACUUUGACCCAAAAAAGUACUUAUCUAUUGUCAAAGAAGAGGGACUUGAGAUAUCACAGCCUGCACUUGAUCCCAGUAAAUCGGAAGUGCAUCAUCCACUCACAGUUCGUAGAAGAGGAUCAAAAGUGCACAGAAGGUAUUAUAAGUUAAAAGGUGGUGGAAGGUGUGAUGACCAUAGCACUUCUCCUCCUUGUAUUGGUUGGGUGGAAAUGAUGGCACCAGUGUUCUCUAGAAAUUCAUGGCGAUGUGCUUGGCAUAUGAUACAGAAUGACUUAAUCCAUGCAUGGGGCCUCGAUAGACAGCUUGGUUAUUGUGCACAGGGUGAUCGAAUGAGAAAUGUUGGUGUAGUUGAUUCUGAGUACAUAGUUCAUUUGGGUCUGCCAACUCUUGGUGGUUCACAUGGCAAUGAGAUAAGUAGUAAAGCUAUGGCACAUCCUCCAAGUUUGGAUGCACUGGCACCAUCACCCUCUCAUGAAGAUAUUGCUAGAGCUAAAGUGAGGAUGCAGUCAUUCAUUGAAAUGCAGGUUUUUGCACGAAGAUGGAAUGAUGCUGUCAAGAAUGACAAAUGCUGGAUUGAUCCAUAUCAAAAACAGUCAAACCAGACAGACCAUUAGUUUGAUAUUUAUGGCUUUGACCAGGCACAAUCCUUGCCGGUGGUGAUGUUCAUACUCAAAUGUUCGAAACCAAUGCAUUUUACAAGCAUGUGAGUUUUGCAAGCAACUGAUACGAUUAAUUUCUUGUCUUAGAUGGUGAUUGGUGUUUUCAUUGGAGCCUCGGUAGAUGAAACUUCCAAGAGUAUGGGGACUUCACAAUUUUCCCCUCAUUCAAGGGCUUUUGCUAUAAUGGUUUUUGUGAUUGUUCCAUUAAUUCAUUACUUUAAAUUAUCGCUUGUACAUAGGGAGGUAUAGAGGUGUACAUUUUGUUUAGUUCUUUUAUUUUAUUUCUUUUACUGUGUGAAUGCCAGUGCAAAGGGCUUACAUGGCUAAACAGCCUAUGAUACAUUCUUCAGAUAAUUUAAUUUUUCUCUACCUUGGUGGGUUGCGGAUGUUUUUC